Molecule: messenger RNA, 435 nt
Organism: Uloborus diversus
Lineage: Eukaryota; Metazoa; Arthropoda; Arachnida; Araneae; Uloboridae
Product: piggyBac transposable element-derived protein 4-like
Exons: 1
Coding region: 1-435 (144 amino acids)
Source: RefSeq, a predicted model, not a curated record
AUGAGAUCAAAGCGUCUAGAGACAGACAAAUUCGCUCUUAUUUCGGAUGUUUGGAAUCGUUUCAUUGAUAAUUGCAAGAAUAACUAUACACCAGGCCCAAAUAUAACUGUAGAUGAACAGUUAUUUCCUACAAAAGCUAGAUGUAAAUUCACCCAAUACAUGCCAAACAAGCCAGAUAAGUUUGGAAUCAAGUUCUGGUCGGCUGCGGAUGUUGAUUCAAAAUAUCUGAUAAAUGGAUUCCCAUACCUUGGGAAAAAUAACGAAAGUCCAUCCAACGAUGUUUUUCUUUCUGAACAUGUUGUGAUGCGAUUAAUAAGUCCUUAUGAAAACAAGGGCACAAAUGUCACUACGGACAACUUUUUCACAACACUGAAGUUUUGCAGAGAAAUUGAAAUCCAAAAAUACGAGUCUGGUUGGAACUGUAAAACGUUCUAG